This is a messenger RNA of Rotaria sp. Silwood2, 1470 nucleotides long. Lineage: Eukaryota; Metazoa; Rotifera; Eurotatoria; Philodinida; Philodinidae. The record is from the annotation of a GenBank genome assembly.
AUGUCCUGGGGAAAUGUCUUAACCCAACUUCAUCCUUUCGAACAUUUUAAUCUUUUCGAUAUUUCUCAGGUCACGGUUACAUUAAAUUUUCAGGAGUUAUUUUCUCAAUACUGGAAUAAUACACACCCACAUAUUCCAGAAUGUCUCAGUCGUCGCCAGUUCCUGGCUGACGAACCUGUUCCUGAUGACGUUCUAAUAUGCUUGGUAAAUACCGAUGACAUUAACGAUGAUCUAUUCCCACAAGAUCCAACUGAUAACUUUCCUAAUUGUAUAUGUCCAGAGACUGCUCGUCCUUACAAAGAUACACAUACUUUAUGGUCCAUACAAAAGGCUAUACAAUUAAUAUUUAAUCAGAUUUUAGAUAGGUCUUUAACUACAACUACGUGGUCCUGUGGAUUAGAUCCACACUUGCAUACUGGUCGCACUGCUGGUGAACAACAUAUUCGACAACAAUUAAUUUCUCACGCUAUAAAUGAUACUCUAGCGCCAACGAAAUUACUUUGUCAUCUUGAUAAAACAAACAUCCAUUGUCAACAAGUUAACAUUCCUGUUAAUUUACAAACGCUUCGUAAUGAUCCACCAGAUAAUAUACCAGUAUUUCUUGUCUUGUCAGACAGUCAUGGAAAAUAUCUACCUCCACUUACCAUUACAUCUACUUAUAAGAUUAUCGUAAAAUCUAUUUCUGGUCUUCAUUGGGUACAUCGCUAUAACAAAAACUUAUGUGCUCAAACUUUAAUUUUAUCAUCUGAUAUAUCAUCAAUUAUUUCUAUUUGUACUGGAAUCGUCUUGCUCAUUGGAACUAAUUCAGUACGUAAUUUACCAUCAUCACAAGCUAUUGAUGAUCUUACUGAUACUAUUCAUCUUAUUCGAUCAAAUUAUAAUCAUUUAAGACGUAAAAUUAAUAUUUCUAUUUGUUCGACAUUUCCUUGUCUAAAACCAUCUUCACAAUAUCCAUCAACUACUUCAUUAUUGUCAAACUUAAUUGAUUAUAAUACACGUUUAUAUAAUUUAUCAAAUCAAUUGAAUUUUUCUAUUGUCGAUUUACCUAUCAACAACUAUCAUAUUAGUCCUGAUGGUAUACAUCUUGACGUACAACAUCAAUCAUUGCUUUUUGAUUUCAUUCAACAACAUCUGAUUCAAUUAAUAAAUAAAAUUCAUCCACCUACCCAUAAUCAACGUUCACAUGAAGCAAAAGUUCGUCGCAAUCAUAAAAGACAUCAACGAUUAAAACAAAAACAAAAAUUAAAUGUUGUUAUUCGUUCAAUUGAUCCAGUUUGGCAAUUAAAAUAUAUUACAUCAUACCUAAAAGACAAAAAUAUUAAAUGCAAUCAUUUACCUCAAAUUCGGCAUCAUCAAAUCUUCAUUCAAUUUAAUAAUUCAACACGUAAACAAGAAGCUGAACAAAUUCUUGUUUCUGAUGUUUUCGACGAACAUCAUUAUUAUCAAUGGAUGGCACAACAACAUCAUUGA